UCGAAACACCGGUCAGUGUGAUCAGACAGUAGCGUUUGUCCGCUGAGCGUCCGCAAGUGCGUGAUAAUUAAGUAACAGCGUGGCUUUGGCUCGUCAGAGAGGCGGAAGACAGACCAAUUUUUCACUCAAACGUGGACCAUCCAAGUACAAAAUGCGACACGAAUGAGCGACGUGGUAAUUAGAUCGGUAAUAGUACAAUUGGAAAAGUGAAAGGAUAUCGUAAAGGGGAUAAAAUAGCGAAAAGUGGUGUUGGCAUUUGUGUAUUUUUCUUUUUCCUUUUUUCUGAGAGUCGAAUGCUCCGGACAACAUGAACAUACCGAGACGGAUGCUGCGACAGAUAUCAGAAAUUUCGUUCAUCGGAAAUUUCUACUUAAUAAAGAUGCCUGUGGAACACCAAGACAGUGAAGCAGCCAUUGAGCUUCCUUUGCAGUUUCGAAAUGACGAUUAUUGGAGAGGAAUUUUUGAGAAAUAUGAUGCAGAUGGAGAUGGCAAAAUUAACUUUCAGGAACUGAGAGAAGUAAUUAGGGGUUCAGGUCACCAAAAUUACCAACAUGACAUUCCAAGUCGUGUGGUCAAGUACGUUAUGCAAAAAGCAGAUUUGGACCACUCGGGAUACUUAGAGUACCCAGAAUUUGUUGCUAUGAUCCACAGAAAAGAUUUGCAAGGUGUUUUUGGAUCUUAUGCAAACAGAUACAUCACAACAUUGAUUCCCUCCAGACCUUGUGGCCAGUCUAGGACUCUUCAAGGCCAAAGAUCUCGUGAUUUUACUGAUGGCAUCUAUGAAGAGCAAUACACUUGCAAUCCCCCAGCACUUGCCAUGAUAAUUAUAAGUUUAAUAGAAAUCAUGCUCUUUAUAAGUGAUGUAUUUUUCAAUGCUCAAGGCACGCCACCCGUGAAGGGACCAACUGCAACUUUGUUCAUAUACAAUCCUACAAAAAGAUACCAAGCAUGGAGGUAUAUCACAUAUAUGUUUGUACAUGUUGGAAAUUUUCACUUGGUUGUUAAUUUAUUGGUACAAGUGAUGUUGGGAAUACCUCUUGAAAUGGUGCACAAAUGGUGGCGUGUGCUAAUAAUAUAUUUCGCGGGAGUGUUGGCUGGUUCGUUAGGUACUUCGAUAUCCGAUCCUGGGGUCUACUUGGCUGGUGCUUCUGGUGGCGUGUACGCCUUAAUAACAGCUCACGUAGCAACGAUCGUGAUGAAUUGGUCGCAGAUGGAAUUUGCGGCACUUCAAUUACUUGUCUUUCUUAUAGUCACUUCCGUAGAUGUUGGCCAAGCUAUCUAUCAGCGGUACUUCUUUAAUGAUGCAAACAGUCAGAUUGGCUACGUUGCUCACCUUGCCGGUGCCAUAGCUGGCCUUCUCGUUGGUAUUAAUAUAUUGAGAAAUCUUGAAGUACAAACGUGGGAAAAGGUCGUUUGGUGGUUGAGCUUGUUCACGUACGUAAGUCUCAUGGCUGCCGCAAUACUUUGGAACGUAUUGGCACCUCACUACUUUCCAACACCUGAUUAUGACUGAUAAAACUUUUUUUUUUCUAUCGUUACGACGACUAAAAUAAUUCACGUGACGCGCACAUGAGCGGGCUGAGUACAAAGAGUAAGAAAAAAUGUUAUUGUAAAUCAAAAUAAGAUUUUAAAUAGAGCUUUAACAUCUGAGAUGUCAAUGAAGUAUGGUCUACAUGGCACUCAGUAGUAGAAAACUUUUUUUAGUUAUACUCAUUUUUUGGCUCUUCAUGAUUUUAUAGGAUGCAAUUAAAUGAAUUACAUUACACAUCUGUAUUACACUUCAGUUCAAUUUUUUUAGUUAUUAAGAACAUAAAUUUUAGUUUAUAAAGAACAGCACUAUUAUAAUUGAAUUACAUGUAUUAAAGUCAUAUGCAACGAAGGUUUGGUGCCACUAGUUAAUAGAGUCUAUUUUGAAUUUAUUUAUUCAUACUGAAUUCACUUUUGUUAUAUUUUCAUAUACGUAGUAAGUAUAUUAAUUAUACCAAAAUGACAAACAAUUGGUAAAUCUGCUAU
Molecule: messenger RNA, 2013 nt
Organism: Copidosoma floridanum
Lineage: Eukaryota; Metazoa; Arthropoda; Insecta; Hymenoptera; Encyrtidae
Gene: rho-4
Product: rhomboid-4
Cellular component (GO): membrane
Molecular function (GO): calcium ion binding; serine-type endopeptidase activity
Source: RefSeq, a predicted model, not a curated record